Ciona intestinalis (vase tunicate) is the source of this 2869-nucleotide messenger RNA. The record is from RefSeq and is a predicted model, not a curated record. NCBI's taxonomy places the organism in Eukaryota, Metazoa, Chordata, Ascidiacea, Phlebobranchia, Cionidae.
AGUGCUUUGCUGAAAAACUGAUUAAACUCGCACAGAAACACUUUACUGGCCAUGAAAAAUGUUUACGUCGAUUAAGAAGUGGGUGAAGAAUGAAGAAACCAACGCAAACACGGGGAGGGUCGUUUCCCCACAAGGCAUGCAAGCCAUGAGGUCGGAUCUACAGAAGAAAUUUUCCAAGGGGGUUCAAUAUAAUUUGAAGAUAGUGAUUCGUGGCGACCGAAACACCGGCAAGACAUGUUUAUGGCAACGAUUACAAGGAAAUAAAUUCACCGAGGAAUAUUCUCCAACACCAGAGAUACAAGCUGCAUCGAUACAUUGGAAUUAUAAAGCCACUGAUGAUAUCGUGAAGGUUGAUGUUUGGGACGUGGUGGACCAAGGAAAGUCAAAGAAAUCGAAAGAUUCACUGAAAAUACGAAACGAUGAUGAUGAAAUAGAUGACCUACAGUUAGACGCUAACUUUCUUGAUGUAUAUAAAGGGGCCCAUGCUGUUAUUAUGGUGUUUGAUAUCACCAAGAAAUGGACCUUCAACUAUAUUGAGCGUGAAUUACCAAAGGUUCCUCCACAUAUCCCUGUGUUAAUAUUGGCCAACCAUAGAGACAUGGGGGACCAUCGUGUGGUUGUUCUCGAUGAAGUCCAAGCAUUUGUUGAAAGUGUGGACAGGAGAUUGUCAAUUUAUGAAUCCAGGAUCUACAAAACUUUAACCAAUUCCUUAACUAGACCACCAGGGUCAGCCGGGGUUUCAUUCUUGGAAACUUCAAUGAAGGAAGGUUUUGGCCUCAAGUACAUCCACAAGUUCUUCAAUCUACCAUUCCUGUUACUGCAGAGAGAAAGUUUAUUGAAACAACUUGAAACAAAUCACUUGGAUGUGGAGAGUUGUUUGGAGGAGUUACAAGUCGACGCGACAUCUGAGGAACAAAGUUAUCAAAGGUUCCAGGACCGAUUAAAAGGCCGUCCAACUCCCACCACCCAUGUUGCCCCAACCACCCAUGUUGCCCCCACCACCUAUGUUGCCCCCACCACCCAUGUUGCCCCCACAACAACAGUGGUGAAUGGACAACACAAACCACCCCCCAUUGUAACCCCACCCCCCAACCAACCAACACCCCCUUCUACAAUCAACCCCACACAGGCACCAGCCAAACCCACCACCCCCACCACUGGUGGUUUAUUCUCUCCUUCAGAGAUGGUUGAGGUUCCACCACUAGAUGGCGAAAAGGUUCAACCUGAAAAGCGAGGUUUCAUGUCAAGGUUGUUUAGAGGUUCCACGAGACCUGAACCCACCCCCCAGGCCCCCACGCCCCCAACACACACCCCUAUCAACAACCCCCCGGUGGUCAAAUCUAUUGAUGAGUUUGUACCACACGAUGGAGCUGUGGAGGAUUUCCUCGAUUCAAUACCUGAUGCUACAGCAACGAAAACCCAAGACAGCGAUACCUCAAGUUCCGAUGGAGAUAUUGGUAAUCCUAUGGUGGCGGGAUAUCAGGAGGAGCUUGACUCUGAUGAUCAAAUACCAGAUACUGACAGCCACAAAAUAUACACGUACUCUGAUAGUGAUGGUGAAUACACGGCCGAUGCACAAGCAGGUCGCGUCAAUCAUCCAAAACAAAGGAAUCGCACGAAACAAGCGUCACGUUUAUCACCAGAGCAGCAACGUAGAAACGACGCAAAUCUGCGAAGUUUACGAAUCAGUAGUUCAGAUGAAGAGGCUGUGCAUGGUGGGGGGUUGGGUGAGGAUCAACAACAGGUUACCACGAUUGAAAUGAGACAGACACCUAAUAAUGUUGAAGAACAAAUGGAAGAAGAUAAAGUUGAGGUGGAAGAUCAACCUGAUGUAGUUUACCAAUUGGAUGAUUCGAAAUAUGAUGAUGUAUUGAAAGAUGGGGGAUUGGUUGAGAGUGGUGAAAGCUCUGAUGAAGAUAUGAAUACCAAUGUUAUGGUAUCGAAUAUUGUUGAUGAUAUUUCAUCGGGUGACGAACCCCCUCGUGUGUUGGGUGGUGUGGGGGAGGUUGAUGGUUUGCAACUUCAAUCAAGCGAUUUUGACUUCCUGGAACAAAUAUCAACAAAACCUAUCGAUGAAUCAAUCAGUUCGAAAACUUCCUCCAAACCUGAAGAAAGAAGUCGAAAAAAGAAAAACAAAUGUUCCAGUGAAGAGAAAAAGAAGCACAAAAGGAAGAAGGCAAAAUCCAAGGAGAUUAGUGGGAGCAAUGAGGAGAAAUCCUCUCGGAGGAAGAGGAGCAAAGAGAAGAAGGGAGAUGAUGAUCUUGAAGCGUUCCUUGGUGGGGGGGAAUCCUUUGACAAUAUUUAGAUUUUUAUCUUGCUUUGAUUUUAAAGGUGCUAUAUAUCAGCUUAUAAUGCCAUACUUAAGUCAUAAAGUCUUUACGAAAUACACAGUGUAAUCAGGGGGGUAUCCGGGAGGUUGGGGUCAACUCGAUUGUUAUGGGACCCGGGAAAACAUGAUUUGCGUUGCAGUAAAGCUCGAUCAUAUGUUGUGGUGUCUGCACCCCUAGGUACAACCCCCUGUGUAAUAUAUCCCUGUUGUCGUCAUUCAAGUUACUUUCGUUGUUUCAGUUAACUGAAGUUUAUUUAUCAAUAUUGUACCGACCCACUUGUAUGAGUUAUGUGUAUAUAGGAACACUAAUUAUGCAGAUGUGCAAUAAUCUACUUUCAAUUUUGCUUCCGUAUCUUAACACCAGUUUCGUUUCUUAUAAAAGUAACUUUAGUAAAAGUGGCGAGUAACUUAAUGUCUUAGUUACGAGUUUCAAUUUGUUUUCAGUAAAUAAAGAACCAAGUUGGCUCGUAUGUUUCUUGUUACCGAUAUUGAACAAUGAUAACAAAGUUGUGUUAUCUUGGUAAUAAAACUAUAUAAGUC